Messenger RNA from Aspergillus calidoustus, 1235 nucleotides. NCBI's taxonomy places the organism in Eukaryota, Fungi, Ascomycota, Eurotiomycetes, Eurotiales, Aspergillaceae. The record is from the annotation of a GenBank genome assembly.
AUUAGUAGAAAAUGGCUCCAGCAACUCUAGACCAAACGAACGGCUUCAGUUCCAUGACCAAGACGUCCGUGUUAACAUCGACAAAGGAAUCGUCAAAUACGUUACUCGAACCCUUCACAUUCGCCGGCCAAAAAGACACCAAAGACUUCGGCCUCGCCUGGAGCGCCCCCUUCCCCGGCGCACUCCACGCAGCAAAUACAAAAACCAUCGCUGAAGCCAUCGCCACAACCCAAGCCCUUGCAACAACCGGCAACCUGCGCACCCUCGCCAAACACCACGCCGGCGCCCUCCUCAUCCGCGGCCUCCCCAUCAAAACACCCGACGACUAUAGCGCCGUCGCGCACGCCCUGGGUCUCCAACCACACACCGAAGUCGGCCGGCCCCCGCUCCGGACCGUCCUCGCACCGAACGUCAAGACCGCGAACGAGGGCCCGCCCGAGCUCCCCAUCUGGCCACACAAUGAGUACGGCUGGUCGACGAUCAACCCGGCCUGGUUGACGUUUUGCGCGCUGAGGGUUCCUGAGCGCGGAGGGGCAACGCCGAUUACGUCGGGUAUUUACAUUGCGCAUCGCCUUGGGGAGGUUAAGCCGCGGUUCUUGGAGGAGUUGAGGAGGUUGGGUGCGAAGUAUACUUAUAGGUAUACGGCGGAGGUGCUCGUUUCGAAUACGGGGAAUAGUAUUCGGGGUGCGUAUGGGGAGCAUGUUACCGAUGGGGAUGAUGCGGAGACAUUUAGAAAGAAAGUCGAGGCCGAGGUCAGGCGGCAUAGUGAGCGGUUUGAGUGGCAUGAGGAUGGGAGUUUGAGUGUCACACAUGUGGUUCCUGCAAUCCGCAUUCAUAAUCCCAAUGGUCUUGCAGUGUUCUUCGGCAACAUAACAUCCGCUUGGGGCCGUAGUCGACACCAUGGAGCUACUAGGCCUCCAUUUCGCGGUGACGACGGAUCAUACCAUCCACCACCGCAAUUCGGUGACGGAUCCCCGAUCCACGUAGACGAUCUAGAUACGCUGCUGGAUAUUGCGCAAGACGGAGCUGUCAAUGUUGAAUGGGAAGAGGGUGAUUUGGUGAUUCUGGAUAACUACGCGGUCCAACAUUCAAGACAGCCGUGGGUAGGCGAGCGUCAGGUUCUCGCGGCUCUAUGGGAUGACGAUAGUGAAGGACGAAUUGGUGAUUAUCCAGAGGGGGUCGAGCUUCUGCAGCAUUCUCUCAGGGCACCUGGUGGAGGCUCUGGUGUCAGCUAG